AUGCCCAUGCUAACAUCCCCCAUGUUUAUGAACUUAUGGAUGGGUCCAAAGAAACAAGCAAGGAAGGAAAGGUAUCACGAGAAACUUGCUUUCCAAGUGAAAGAUAUAAUAAUGGGCGAACCCGUUACUAAAGACAACAAGAAGAAACGUGCAGUAAAGGCCUUGCAGAGACAUGAUACAGCAAUGAAUAUUGUCAACAUUCUCAAAAGUAUGCCGGAUCCUACUGCAACGCAGGAAGAGCAAGUAGAGGAAGUGGAAAAGAAAGGGAGCACUAAUGAUGUCAACAGUGUUGUUAAUAAUGAUAACGGCAAUGUCGUUACAAAGAAGUCAAAUCACUCUUGGUUUUCAUUUAUGAGAUUCAAUAAUACCGAGACAAAAACAACAGCCUCAUCUGAGACGUCCAAUUCCUCAGAAAACCCUGGUCAAGAUUCUCGCGUAAUUAGCGCAUCUGCAGAAGUUUCGGUCACUCAAUCGUCCAAUUCCACAAAACUUGUACCUAAACCUCAUUUUCGGCCGUCCGAGACUGAAAUCUCUGUCCACAUAUUUUGGUGGGGUUACGAAAUCUACGUUCCUACCCCUUGUAUGGGUCGUUUGAAUCAAGCUCAGAACGUCAGUCAGGCUUUCAUUGGGUUCAUACGUUCAAUUGCCGGUUCUGUUACUGCUUUGACACCGUAUUGGGGAUUUAUAUCGGCCUGGGUUGGAUUGCAAUUUAGCAUUAUCAAAAUGCAGGAUAAUGGUCAUGGCGUUGUGAUAGCUGCCACAUGGGUACUUCCUAUUGCGUUGAUACCGCGACCUUGGGACGUUGAAGAUUGA
Molecule: messenger RNA, 813 nt
Organism: Paraglomus brasilianum
Lineage: Eukaryota; Fungi; Glomeromycota; Glomeromycetes; Paraglomerales; Paraglomeraceae
Source: the annotation of a GenBank genome assembly